Populus euphratica (Euphrates poplar) is the source of this 1911-nucleotide messenger RNA. RefSeq lists its product as uncharacterized. The transcript is spliced from 8 exons. Lineage: Eukaryota; Viridiplantae; Streptophyta; Magnoliopsida; Malpighiales; Salicaceae. The record is from RefSeq and is a predicted model, not a curated record. The coding region runs from base 93 to 1358 and encodes 421 amino acids.
UUAAACCAAUAAUAAAUAAAAAUCAACUUUAUCUUUCUUUCCAUCGUUUCUCUCUCCCACUUGAAAAGGUGGGUAAUGUAGUUACUCACAUAAUGGCUGCCAUAGCUGCAAUUUUAUCAUCAAUACCAUCGUCUUCCUCAUCUUCCAAGUUCUCCAAAUACCAAUCCCAUCCUUCUGCUCCUCCUCCUUGCCGUGUGGUUUGCCGUGGAGGAUCCCAACCUCCUCCCCCGGGAACGACUGACUUCCAAUUUGCUUUGCAUGAUGCCUUGGAUUCUUCUGGAAUCAACACCACUCAUGCCAGAGAGGCAAGGCAAAAUUUCAUGUCACAAAUUAAAAGAUUGUCAAGCAUUGAGAGGGAAAUCAGUAUUAGCAUUAAUAGACGUGUUGAUUUGGCGAAAACGGCACUUUUUAUAGCAGCUGAGGAUGAUUCUCUUAUAUCACACUCUUCGGUUGCUCUCCCCGUGGAUGCUUUCAUUGAAAGAUUGGAUGAUCUUUCCAUGGGAUUCUGCACUAAUAAUAGCUCUGCAUUGAAGUCAUCGCCAGAGAUGCUUCUGGAUAGCUUGGAGAAAUUUUUGUAUGUCAAGAAGGGCUUUCGAAGGAGCACUAUGAAAAGUCGAUUGGAGCCACGAUCUUUGUAUCUUCAUUCUGUUUUGACACAUCGAUCAGGCUCUGCUGUUAUGCUUGCACUUAUAUACUCAGAAAUCCUGAAAACGCUUCGGUUAUGGAGCCUGUUGGAUUUUGAUUGUGAGAUUUUCUUCCCACAUGACAACCAUGGUCUUCCAAGAGGCUAUCACAAGCAGAAAAGUAAGGACUCUGAUCAUCAACACAUUUUGACAUCACUUACUCUGUUGGAGAAGAUUUUGAGAAACUUAAAGGAGGCUUUUUGGCCAUUUCAACAUGAUCAUACCAAGAGUUUAUUCUUACGGGCAGCACAUGCAGCUGACUGUGUUGAUAUAUCAAAAACUUUUGAAGGAAGUGGUGCUGAGCUUGCAUCUGCAAAGGCUGCUCAACAUAGGCUAGACCGUGGUGUUUGGACUAGUGUACACUUCGGGGACAUGAGACGUGCAUUAUCUGCUUGUGAGCGUUUAAUACUCCUUGAAUCCGACCCUAAGGAACUAAGAGACUACAGUGUUCUUUUAUACCAUUGUGGGUUUUAUGAGCAAUCUUUGCAAUAUCUCAAGUUGUAUCAAGAGAAGGGUUCCCCCUUGCAAAAACAGGCAUCCAAUAAAUUAAGCAGCUUGGAGGAAGAUGCUGUGGAGAAACUAAUGAUACGCCUUAACCUCAUUUCAAUGGAGGAAGGUUGGAGCAAGCCCUCACAUGUUAGAAAUUUUCUUGGAAAUAACUCUGAACCUUGGUAGAGCGGUUGGAGCAAGCCCUCACAUGUUAGAAAUUUUCUUGGAAAUAACUCUGAACCUUGGUUGAGCGUCGUAUCAGACAGCUCAGAAACAAAUCUCAUGUUUCAGCACACUAAGCAAGAUGGUUGAAUUUGGUUCAUGCCAACUGGGAAGAAGAUGGUUUGUCUGACUUGAUUCUGUAUGUCCCACCCACAAGGAGCAGGGAAUCUUUAGGGUUUCAUUGCUCAUCAUACUACCAGAUCACCCAGAAACUCAGGCAAUUGGAUCUAGAUGCCGAGUGUUUCAACUGAUGCUCCUAUUUUUGAGACCUGGAAUCCAUGAGGGAAUGUUUUCAGCUCAACAGUCAAAUUUGGGAAGAACUAGCGUUUUGAUGGAGGUGCUGUAUAAUUUAUCUCUCGCGAUGCAAAAGCUCUAACCACAACACUACUAACAUGUGUCUCUCGCGUAUAAUACUGUGUAUAAUACUGCCUAGUUCCAUCAAGGGUAACUAACAAGUGAAAAAACACAAUGUAAUGAAGUUGCUAUGAAAUAUGAGAAACUUAGCACUUGAGAUUGA